Molecule: messenger RNA, 1238 nt
Organism: Microcebus murinus (gray mouse lemur)
Lineage: Eukaryota; Metazoa; Chordata; Mammalia; Primates; Cheirogaleidae
Gene: TNFSF9
Product: TNF superfamily member 9
Biological process (GO): positive regulation of cytotoxic T cell differentiation; positive regulation of activated T cell proliferation; immune response
Cellular component (GO): plasma membrane
Molecular function (GO): tumor necrosis factor receptor binding
Source: RefSeq, a predicted model, not a curated record
UGGGUCCUGGGCGUCGUGGCGCUGCUCUUGGUCACUGGCGCGGCCGCCGUCGGGGUCCGUUACUGGGAGUUGUGGCGGGCCCCCGCCUUGGCCAGUCCGGCGCCCACCCCGAUACAACGCGGGGGCCCCGAGCUGUCGCCCGACGACCCGCAGCAGCAGGGCUUUCCUGUUUUCGGGCAGCUGGUGGCCGAAGACGUUCUGCUGACCGACGGGCCCCUGGGCUGGUACAGCGACGCGGGCCUGGACGGCGUGCUCCUGUCGCCCGGCGUGAGCUACGAUAAGGACACGCGGCAGCUGCAGGUGACGGAGGCCGGCGUCUACUAUGUCUUCUUGCAAGCCGAGCUGCGACACGUGGCCGUCCUCCCAAGCGCCGGCGGGGGCUCGGUGUCCUUCGCGUUGCGCACGGCCGCCCCCGCCGCCGCCGCCGCCCCCGCGGGGCCCGCCGCUCUGACUUUGACCGUGCACCUGCCGCCCGGGUCCUCCGAGGCCCCGCACUCGGUUUCCGGCUUCCGAAGCCGCCUGCUGCACCUGGGCGCCGGCCAGCGCCUGGGCGUCCACCUGAGCGCCGGGCCCGAGGCGCCCCAGCACUGGCAGCUGGACCAGCGCGCCACCGUCGUGGGCCUCUUCCGGGUGGCCAGCGACGUCCCCGCCGGCCUCCGCUCGCCGAGGCCCACGUGACGCCCAGCCCGGGUGCUGCCCCCCUGGACAGAAUCCCCUUCCGUUAAUGGUGCUGGGCAGGGCCGCUCUACCUCAAGGGGCCGGGCGGGGGUCCCCGCUGCUAACACCUCCUCCAGGGCCCCCCACCCACCCCUGCCCCAGGUUGAACUCCUCCUAUUUAUUCUGAGCCUCAGCUCAGACCACGUAUUUUGUCUAUGUGUAUACAUAUAUAUUUUAAGAAAGUCCUCUGAGUUUGAAGAAAGGGCUUUCCCCCCCCCUCUUUUUUUUUUUUUUUUUAGAGAGGGGUCUCACGGUGUCUCCGAGGCUGGCCCAGGUGAUCCUCCAGCCUCAGCCUCCUGAGUAGCCAUAUUUAUACUUUAUAUUAAUUCAUAACGUUGCGUGUGUAUUUAUGGAUCACCUGCUACGAGCCGGCAUUUGUGUAGGUGCUAGGGAGAAAUCUGAAGGCAACGUAGACCCCCCCCCAGAUUGUAUUUAUGUUACUAUAAGGGAAACGUGUACGUCUGUACGGAGGGGGCUCUGUUCAUUCCUCCAACUGGUAUUUAUUGAGUAUCUGCUGUCUA